AAAAAAAACUUUAGGUGUGAUUCUUUCCCCAAAAAAGGAGUUCUUGAAAAAUCAAAGCAUCUCUCCUCUUCCUAAACAUCGACGAGAGCAGAGUUCUUGACGCCAUCAAGAUUCAAAAAGGAGCAACUAUGGCUGGAGAACUUAUGUCGUUUGGUAUGCAAAAGCUUUGGGACCUAUUAAGUCAAGAAUGCGAACGAUUCCAGGGAGUCGAAGAUCAAGUUACUGAACUAAAAGGAGAUCUAAAAUUGUUAAGUUCUUUCCUAAAAGAUGCGGAUGCAAAGAAACAUACAAGUGCGGUGGUGAAAAAUUGUGUAGAAGAGAUCAAGGAAAUUAUCUAUGAUGGAGAGGAUACUAUCGAAACUUUUCUUAUCAAGCAAAAAAUCAGCGAAACGAGUGGCAUCAAGAAGAGUAUCAUAAGACUUGCUUGCAUUAUUCCAGAUCGUAGGAAAAUCACGUUAGAUAUGGGAGGCAUAAGUAAAAGGAUCUCCAAGGUGAUACGAGAUAUGCAGAGUUUUGGAGUACAACAGAUGAUCACUGAUGGUGGGUAUAUGAUACCUCUACGUGAUAGACAAAAGGAGAUGCGACAAACAUUUUAUAAGGACAACGAAAGUGGUUUUGUGGCAUUGGAGGCAAAUGUUAAGAAAUUGGUUGGAUAUCUUUUGGAGGAAGGUGACUAUCAAGUGGUUUCCAUAACUGGAAUGGGUGGUCUUGGUAAAACCACCCUUGCUAGACAAGUUUUUAAUCACGAUGAUGUAAAACGUCAGUUUGAUGGCCUCGUGUGGGUUUGUGUUUCACAAGAUUUUACACGGAAGAAUGUAUGGCAAAAGAUCUUGAAGGAUCUCAAACCUAAAGAAGAAGAAGCUAAAAUCUUGGAGAUGACAGAAGAUACACUCCAAAGUGAACUAAUUCGAUUAUUGGAAACAUCUAAGUCGUUAAUUGUCCUUGACGACAUAUGGAGAAAGGAAGAUUGGGAAGUAAUCAAGUCAAUAUUUCCACUGACAAAAGGUUGGAAAGUGUUGCUUACUUCUCGAAAUGAAAGUAUCGUUGCGCCUAGAAAUACAACACAUAUUAACUUAAAACCAGAAUGCCUAACUAGUGAUGAAAGUUGGACACUUUUUCAAAGGAUAGCUCUUCCUAUAAAAGAUGCAUCUCAAAUUAAGAUUAGUGAGGAAAUGGAAGAGAUGGGUAAGCAAAUGAUCAAACAUUGUGGAGGUCUACCAUUGGCUAUCAAAGUGUUGGGAGGUUUGUUAGCUGAAAAAUACACACUGGAUAACUGGAGAAGAUUAUCUGAGAAUAUUGGAUCUCAUCUCGUGGGAGGAAGAACUGAUUUUAAUGAAGACAACAACAAUUCAUGUAAUUAUGUAUUGUCUCUGAGCUUUGAAGAAUUGCCAAGUUAUUUGAAGCACUGUUUCCUCUACUUGGCUCAUUUCCCAGAAGAUCAUAAGAUAAACGUAGAGAAUUUGUCAUAUUACUGGGCAGCAGAAGGUAUAUUUGAACAUAGGCAUUACGAUGGAGAGACUAUUCGAGAUGUUGGAGAUGUCUACAUAGAGGAAUUGGUGAGAAGAAAUCUAGUCAUUGCUGAAAGAGAAGCUACGAGUUUGAGAUUCGAGACAUGUCAUUUGCAUGACAUGAUGAGAGAGGUUUGUUUGUUAAAAGCCAAAGAGGAGAACUUCCUACAAAUUACCAGUACCCGCCCUCAAACCGCAAAGUUUCACUCUCCUACAUCUCGCAGAUUCGUCUCACAAUAUCCUACGACAUUACAUGUUGAGAGAGAGAUAAACAAUCCAAAACUUCGGUCUCUCGUGGUUAUUCAGGAUUACUGGGGGAAAAGUUGGAAACUAUCAUGUUCAACCUAUACAAAGUUAGGAUGUCUAAGGGUAUUAGAUCUCUUUAAAGCCAAGUUUGAAGGAAAGUUACCUUCUGCAAUUGGAAAGCUCAUACACUUAAGAUACUUGAGCUUGGAAGAUACUAAGGUAUCUCAUAUACCUUCUUCUCUAGGAAAUUUGAAGUUGCUGAUCUAUCUAAACUUAAAUAUACAUUAUGGUGUGGAAUCUAUAUUUAUUCCCAAUGUUUUGGUGGGGAUACAAGAAUUGAGAUACCUUGCAUUACCAUUUUCUAUGGGGAGAGGAACAAAAUUAGAAUUGAGUAAUCUAGUAAACUUGGAGACCCUGAAAAAUUUCUCAACAAAGCAUAGCAUGUUGGAGGAUCUACGUGGUAUGGUCAAGCUGAGGACUCUCACCAUCAAACUAUUUGAGGAGAAGAGUAUGGAAACUCUACCUGCAUCAAUAGGUGGACUGCAAUAUUUGGAAAAUCUUGAUAUACAGGUAGUUCAUAGGAGGGUAGAAGAAGAAAUAGUUUUGGAUUUCACUCAUGUAAAAAAGAUGAGUUUGGAGAUAAUUAUGCGAAGACUUCCUAAAGAAGAACACUUUCCUUCUCGCCUAAUGAUAUUAGAUCUAGGAUCAUGUCUUUUAAUGGAGGAUCCAAUGCCGAUUCUUGAGAAAUUGAUUCAGUUAAAAGAGGUUCGUUUAGGGAUUUUUGCCUUCCGCGGGCGGAGAAUGGUUUGCUCGAGCAGUGGGUUUCCUCAGUUGCAGAAGCUUGAUAUAGAUAGACUAGAGGAAUGGGAAGAGUGGAUAGUUGAAGAAGGGUCCAUGCACCUUCUUCAUACUUUGGUUAUUACGGAAUGUCAAAAAUUAAAAGAGGUUCCUGAUGCGUUGCAAUUCAUCUGUUCUUUAAAGAAUUUAGAAAUGGACAUGGAAUGGAAGGAGAGACUGUCUGUGGGAGGAGCAGAUUAUUACAAAGUCAAACAUGUCCCUUCUGUUAAAUUCAGAGAUAUCAACUAGGAAUGUACCAGACGAAAUUGAUAAGAUUGAAGCUGCCUUAUCAGAAUCUCCUCCCAUGCAAAAUCUUGGUCAUUUGCCUAUCUACACAUAAUAAACUCUUCUUGAUGUGUUUGUUUUUUUUUCUACUUGCUUUUUGUAUAAUCAAAGGUACUUUCUGAUUUCUGUUGGGGAGUAUCAUGAAAUAGUAACUAAAAAAUUUACGCUUUCGUAUCAACAUUGGUUUCAUAUCAGAAUGAUCUCAACACUCAUAGACGUCUAGAUAGUGUUUUGCUUAUUCUAUCUGAGUAUCUUUGUUUCUCUUUCUUGAAACUUUUAGUUUGUUCUAUCCAUAUCGUUUUUGUUUGAUCUUCAAGCCUCUGAGCAUCUACUGACACCACUAGAUCAUCAUGAGUACCCUUCUUCGCGGAGCCAUUAUAGACGAAGCUCAACCAAGACUGAGAGUCUGAGAGCUCACAGAUAAGACUUUGACAUUGUCAUUGUGGCUUCUGUAUAAAGUUAAGCUCUCCAAGUCUUAGCUUUGUAAAAGGUUCGUUUAUC
Molecule: messenger RNA, 3377 nt
Organism: Capsella rubella
Lineage: Eukaryota; Viridiplantae; Streptophyta; Magnoliopsida; Brassicales; Brassicaceae
Product: probable disease resistance protein RF45
Exons: 5
Coding region: 129-2840 (903 amino acids)
Biological process (GO): defense response to other organism
Molecular function (GO): ADP binding
Source: RefSeq, a predicted model, not a curated record